Aspergillus viridinutans is the source of this 4275-nucleotide messenger RNA. RefSeq lists its product as uncharacterized. Gene Ontology annotation, molecular function: protein binding; zinc ion binding. The record is from RefSeq and is a predicted model, not a curated record. Bases 1 to 4275 code for a protein of 1424 amino acids. The transcript is spliced from 4 exons. Lineage: Eukaryota; Fungi; Ascomycota; Eurotiomycetes; Eurotiales; Aspergillaceae.
AUGUCAGAGUAUAAAGUUACCUACGAGUCUGAACUGGACUCGUAUCAACUGUACUAUAGAUAUGAUAAUCCCCCGCCGGAAAAGGACUGGAAGAGAGCUGCACUGCGUGGUCCCGCUCUGCCUGCCGUGGGCAAUGCAGUCGCUGGGGCUGUGGGAGCGGCUAUAUCCAACGUUGUCACGUACCCGCUCAGUCUGAUUGUGACUCGACUGCAGACGCAGGCGCAGCGGAGGACGAAGAAAAAGAACAAGGCGGAUUCCGAGGACGCAGAAGAGGAAGACGAAGAAGAGGAGUACACCGAUGUGCUUGACGCAGCACGCAAGAUUUACGCCAAAGAGGGCCUGGGGAGUUUCUACACAGGCCUUGCGCAGGAUACGGCCAAGACAGUUGCGGACUCGUUUCUCUUUUUCCUUGCGUAUGGUUUUUUCCGGCAGCGGAGGAUCAGGGCUCGGUAUGGCGAUGGGCGGCGGUCGAAGCAUGUCGUUCUUCCGAUUCUGGAUGAGUUGGCGAUCGGUGUGCUGGCCGGCGCGUUUGCGAAGCUCUUUACCACACCGCUCGCUAAUAUCGUGGCGAGGAAGCAAGCGGCAUCCGGCAAAAAAGCUCUCUCGACGAAGGAUAUAGCUGCGCGGAUCAAGUCUGAGAAGGGGCUGAGGGGGUUCUGGUCUGGGUAUUCGGCGUCGCUCAUUCUCACGCUGAAUCCGUCGAUCACUUUUUUCCUGAAUGGGGUCUUGAAGUAUGCCCUGUUGGCGCGGAAUAAGCGGGGAAGGCCGUCGCCAGCGACGACGUUCCUUUUAGCUGCCAUCAGCAAGUCCGCUGCAUCGUCGAUCACGUACCCGUUUUCCAUGGCCAAGACAAGAGCGCAGGUCGAUAGCUUGGGAAAUGGGGAGAAACCGAGCAGUAAGAGGGUCUCCGAGGACGGGAUUUCCUUCGCCCCUGAGAUCAUUACGGAUGUGCUGGCCAUUGCACGCAACGAGGGUGUAUCUGCGCUGUAUGCGGGCCUCCCCGGGGAAGUUCUCAAGGGUUUCUUCUCGCAUGGCUUCACCAUGCUAGCAAAGGAUGCAGUCUAUUCACUCAUCGUGCAGAGCUACUAUCUUCUUCUUAUUAUCUUGAGGAGAUAUCCUACGCCUGAAGAGCUGAUCCAACGCGCGCGCGAACAGGCCGAGGAAUUCGCUGAAGCCGCCCGAGAGGGCGCGCGGGAUCUGGCUGAGAAAGCUAAGGAAGGUGUCGAGGAGAUACUCCAUCAUCAUCAUCAUCCGGAUCAUGUCUCUGUGGAUACAGCCUCGAAUGCUGGGUCUUCCGGUGUGGAUGCCUCAACUGGAUACCGCGUUAGCUCUGAUGGGCCGUGGUCUGAUACUAACGCGACCGCAGAGUUGGUGAGAGAUUACGUGGAGGACGAGACGACAGAAUGGAAGGGUAUGUACCGUUGGUUCUGGGAGAAAGCAAAGCAUGGACAAGAAACAGAUUUGGGGUGCUCUCCUUCCUCGUCUCUCAUGUCAAACGAGUCUCGCGGGGGUCCUAAUUUGCUGGACCUCGAGAAAGAACUGACUUGCUCGAUCUGUACAGAACUGCUCUACCAACCUCUCACCCUCCUUAACUGCCUGCACACCUUCUGCGGUUCCUGUUUGAAGGAAUGGUUUGCUACUCAAGCAUCCCGCCGUCGGCCGUCCUCAUCCACCCCGCAAUUCACCUGCCCAGCAUGUCGGGCCGUAGUGCGCGAAACACGACCCAAUGCCACCGUUACUACGCUGUUGGACAUGGUUCUAGCAGCCAAUCCUGAGCGCGUCAAGUCAGCUGAGGAAAAGGAGGAGAUUGCUCAGAAAUACAAGCAUGGCGAGUCGGUGUUUCCUGCGCUUUCGUCUCCGGGGCAAGAUAGUACCGUGUCGGACGCCGAAGAUCGACGGUUGCUGGAGGAGGUUCGUGAAUUGAGUUUGCGAGAGAGCAGGACGGGGACAGGACAAUCUUCAAGAAGCAGGCGAGCUGAGAGCGUUGAUGCUGAUGGACAGAGAGCGGAUGGUCGCUCGAGACGACGGCGUGAGGAGGAGCGUGUGCUGCGCCGACAGCCUGCGGCCCGUACAGAGGUUAACUCGGAGAGAACGAGGCGGAUUGAGCAUCAGUCCAGUCUGCGAUCGCUGCUUAGCUUGUCCGAUACCGAAACAAUGGAAGAGGAGAUCCUGCGACAGAUCAUCGAAGACGGACUGCUGAAUGAUAUCGACCUGGACAAUCUUGGGCCGGCCCAGGAAGAGGAGUUAACUGAGCGCAUCGCCGAUGCUUAUCGCCGACGACACAUGCGACGGCCGCGCUCACGCCAGAGACAAGAGGCGAAUGAGGCUUCACAGACGUCGCCGCGACCGCGCGCGAGGUCGCAAUCCGUGCCGAGACCACCGACGGUGUCCGCUCCUCAGACAUCCUCGAGGAAUCCACCCGUGUCAAGGCCGUAUCUGCUGGAGCCGCUUGUCUCGCGCUCGGACGCUUCUAAUCAUCAGCGGCGUCUUUCGGAUCAGGGGACUCGGAGGAGGAGGACGUCGCCGGCUCCUGCCAAUUCGGCGUCCACAUCAGAAGUCACAUUGCGACCUGCUGCGAGGUCGUCUAGUGAUAUAGCUUCGGAUCGCCCUCGUCCUUCUCAGUCCUCCCGAGCUCGCGCCGCCGAAUUGUCGGCUGCUCCGAGGCCUCGACGGGCAACAGCGUUGGAGCAGAACGUCCCCAACAUAUUCGCCCCGGAAGCCAGGAACCGCGAUCACCGGCAACACGUCUCGGGCAGACCACUGAAUAUCUCGCCUGCGUCAGUCACUUCACCGAGCACACCAAAUGAUUCUUUUUCUGCGCGCUUAGAACAGACUACGGCCAGUUCAUCUGUUUGUAGUUCUCUAGCACCGGCCGUAAGCAGUCCUGCCAACCAACGCUCUCGACCUUCGUCUUCUCGAUCCCAAGCCUCUCAACGUCCUUUACCGACUUUCACCGAACCUUCCAUCUCUUGCGACCGGUGUGGCAAGCAGAAUAUCCAAUAUGAGCUUCACAAAAAAUGUCUACAAUGCAAAGAUGGAAGCUUCCAUCUAUGCUUGCGGUGCUAUCGCCUCGGCCGCGGCUGUUUGCAAUGGGCGGGUUUUGGUCCGUCUGCAGAAGCGAAUUUCGACCGAAUGCUUGCCUCCUCGACCGGUCGGGCUAUACCGUCGCGGGAGAUAGCGCAUGUCUUGCAAUUUUCCAGAUAUUCACGACCCUCUGAUAAUGUCCAUCGCACAACAAGCGGGGGAACGGAGAUGACUAGCGACGAUCCAGCCCAGAGGUUGCAAACGGGACUCUUCUGUGGCAUCUGCCACGCUGUGGCAAACAAAUGCUACUGGAAAUGCAACGAAUGCAACGAGGGGGACUGGGGCUUCUGCAAUAAAUGUGUUAACCAAGGACGAUGCUGCACGCACGCGCUUCUACCUAUCUGUCGACUUGCGCCGGGAGAUCGCUCGAGCGUACCAGUACCGACCGGCGGUGACUCGACUGACGGACCUAACAAUCCAUCCAAUUCUUCUACUUCGGCCGAUAACGGAAACGAGAUAUACAGAAUCCUCUCUUUCUCAACCAAGUGUGACAUCUGUACAUACCCCAUCCCAGCAUCAGCUACGAGGUUCCAUUGUCUCGAAUGCAACGAGGGCGACUACGACGUCUGCGCAAAUUGCUACCUAAAACUCGUCGCCACAGGCAAAAUCAGCAAAGAAAACGGUCACAAUGGUUGGCGUCGUUGUGUCAAAGGCCACCGCAUGGUUGUUGUCGGCUUCGAAAACCACGACGAAGGCCAGAGGAGGGUCGUCGUGCGCGAUCUCGUCGGCGGCCGCGCCCUCAAAGACGAACACGCAGCGGCCGUCCCAUCACCUGAAGUCGGAUCCGGCGACUGGAGCUGGAAGGAAGGAUCUGAGCGACGAAAGAAAGCCUCCCGCGUGCGAACUUCCUGGACAACCACCAACAAUGACCGCAGCAACUCAUUUCCCAUCAGUGCCGCUGGUGGCAGCGGCUCGGGCUCGGGCCCCAACUCCGAAACAGCCACGACCACCAGUUCCCAUUCACCACCGUUCCUGCGCCGCUUCCCACCCGACGGUGGAAUCGGCCUCAUCGUCCAUGCUCUCUGGUCCUGGUAUCCCGAGGACGAUGUUCAGGAUGAACUGAUGUUUCCGCGCGGGGCGGAGAUUACCGAGGUUGAGAACAUCAACGACGAUUGGUUUUGGGGCUGCUAUGCUGGUCGGACGGGGCUGUUUCCCGGAUCGCAUGUUACUGUCGUUGGGGAGAUCGUUUAG